Molecule: messenger RNA, 486 nt
Organism: Rangifer tarandus platyrhynchus (Svalbard reindeer)
Lineage: Eukaryota; Metazoa; Chordata; Mammalia; Artiodactyla; Cervidae
Source: the annotation of a GenBank genome assembly
AUGCGCCCCAGCAGGACCAUCACUGCAGCCCCCUCCUCUGCGCUCAGGCCUGUGCGGUUAACCCCACAGGAAAGAGGAACUGUGCUCUCCAAAGCCUUGAACUGCGCCUCGAACUUGACCAGGGAUCUGGCCUGUGAGCCAGUGAGUAGCAGGUCAAAAGCACAUGGACUGGCUGGCUUCCCAGGUGCCGAGGUCUCAGCACAGGCCAAGGCCAGGGGGAUGUCUUCACCGACUUCCUGUGUUCCCCACUACCCCCUCCCACAUCCUGUCUGGAUAACUUGGAGCGAGGCACCUGACUUUGGCCUUCCUCCCAGGGUCACAUGCUCCUGUGAGCAGGCCGUGCUGGGGCGUCGGGCCAGGUGCCCAGACCGCCCAGCCAGCCCCAGUUUACACACGAGCCACAUGCCCAGGGAAGGAUGGACAAGCUCCUGCACCUCCAGCCUGGGGCCCGGGGGAGAGUCUUUUCUUUCUCCCUACCUGGGGUGA